GCUUUGACGUCAGCGGCAUGUGGCAUCGUCGUCAGGGUAACGGAAAGCUGAUUCCCAUUGGUCGGGCGCGCUUAUUCGCGCUACGGAAUCGGCGACUGGAACAUGCUCGAAUCAUCGAGAAAGCGUAUUUUCGAACCAUCAGAAAUCCUUGGAGACAGCGUUUCUCUCCACGCAUGAUGAUCGAGCGCUUAUCGAUCGAUUCAGUAAUGUCAAUAAGCCACGUUGAUGAGGCGAGUUGCAUUCCAAUCAUUUAAGUCGUAUUUUUUUUUGAAGAAAUGUCGAGGCUCGUAGCUGGAAAACUGGCACUUGUUACCGGUGCUGGAAGCGGCAUCGGAAAGGAGGUAUGUCGGGUUUUGGCUCGCGAAGGCGCAAGUAUUAUCGCGGCCGAUCAGAAUAUCGAAACUUCUCAGAAAACUGUUGCCAUCUUGGAAGGUGCUGAUCAUAUUGCAUUAAAUAUUCAUGUUAAUGACCGAAACAGUGUCGAAACAGCCUUUAAAGAUAUUGUAAAACAAUUUUCAAAGCCACCCACCAUCAUUGUUAAUUCAGCAGGCAUCACGCGGGAUAACUUUUUGGUGAAACUCAGUGACAAUGAUUUUGAUGAUGUCAUUGAUGUCAAUUUAAAGGGUACUUUUUUAAUUAUGCAAACUGCAGUCAAAGCGAUGAUAGAGGCAAAUACAACCAAAGAUUCUUCAAUUAUCAAUAUAAGUUCUAUUAUUGCUAUACGUGGAAACAUUGGACAAAGUAACUAUAGUGCAUCAAAAGCUGGAGUGAUAGCUAUGACGAAGAGUGCUUCAAUGGAAUUUGGACAAUUUGGGAUCCGAGUAAACACAGUAUUGCCUGGUUUUAUAGCCACUCCUAUGACUACAACUGUACCUGACAAAGUUAAGGAAUUAUCUCUAAAAAGAAUACCAUUGCAAAGAAUGGGAAAGCCACAAGAAGUAGCAGAGGUUAUCUUGUUUUUAGCUUCUGAUAAGAGUUCUUAUAUAAAUGGAGCUUCUAUUGAAGUUACUGGAGGAAUGGCUUAAAUUUUACACACAAUUCAUAUAUACACAUAAGAUGUGCCAUAUAGAUAGACUAUUGAUCAAGUACUAUACUUUACAUAUAUAUGUAUAUAUUUUUAUAUAUAUAAAGCUUGUUUUUUAUAAUAAUCUAUUCGAUUCGCGAUAAAAUUCAAGACAGAAUUUUAUUUAUAAUUUUAUAUUUCGCAUAUUUUAAUGUAUGUGUCUCGACAUUUUGUAUAUAUAUCCAUAUUUUAUUUCAUUAAAUAUUUUCUAUAUUAUACAUGAAAUUAUCUCAAUAUUAUAAUGUAUAAAAUUUUAUAAUAUAUAAAUAUUAUAAUAUAUAAAAAAUUGUAUUUCGAAUUUUAUCGUGAAUUCAAAAAGAUCAUCUACAGUAGUCUGUAAAUAUAAGUACUCAUAUUAAUAUAUAUUUUUUAGAAAUGUUAAA
Messenger RNA from Cataglyphis hispanica, 1446 nucleotides. Its product is annotated as estradiol 17-beta-dehydrogenase 8. NCBI's taxonomy places the organism in Eukaryota, Metazoa, Arthropoda, Insecta, Hymenoptera, Formicidae. The record is from RefSeq and is a predicted model, not a curated record. Bases 276 to 1025 code for a protein of 249 amino acids. The transcript has 4 exons. Gene Ontology annotation, molecular function: oxidoreductase activity, acting on the CH-OH group of donors, NAD or NADP as acceptor.